Triplophysa rosa is the source of this 2528-nucleotide messenger RNA. RefSeq names its product macrophage mannose receptor 1-like. The transcript is spliced from 4 exons. Bases 489 to 1568 code for a protein of 359 amino acids. The record is from RefSeq and is a predicted model, not a curated record. NCBI's taxonomy places the organism in Eukaryota, Metazoa, Chordata, Actinopteri, Cypriniformes, Nemacheilidae.
ACACCUAGUGAAAGUUUUUAAUAGGUUUCAUGUGAAUUUGCCUGUGUCCCUGCCCAUCAUAAAAGAACGACAUCAUUUGAAUAAAUCAGCAGAGUCCUUCAUGUGUUCAACAACAGAAGAGUGAUCUGCUCGCCAGGUAAAAUGGGUUUCUGUUUAAUGAUUAACCUUUUUUAUUGAACAUGUUAGGAAAAUGAUACUGCUUGUUAUUGUUUAUUUGCCUCGUUGAUGUCAUUCCUUUGAUUAUCAUAUAGUCUUGUGAGUGAUAUUGUAGUCAGACUCUGGGUUUAUUUGCCAUAAUUUGAAGUAAAUGAGUUUGACUUCAGGUGAAACCUGUGUCAAGUGUCUUUUUUUGUGGUUUCUAAAUACACUUUUCUGUAAUCCUGAUUGUUCAAUCUCUUCCAUGAAUCAACAUCAGAUCCAAAAAAGACAAGUAAAAACCCCACUGGACCCAAAAGCAUCCACAUAAGUCUUGUUUUAAACACAUUAUUAUGGCAUUUCUAUCAAUGCUGAUGCUUCUGUGCGCUUUUCCUCUUUCAAAUGCUGCGGGUCGGCUAAGAGAAUUCCAUCUUUUAAAUAAAAUGAAUAUCAAUGAAGCUCUGGAAACUUGCAAAACAAAAUACACUAACAUUGUCACAGUUUAUGAAAAUGAAGACAAUGAAGAGCUUAUUAAACAUGUCAAAGGCAGAGAUGCUCCAUCUGCCUUAAUUGGUGCUAAUACAAAUAACACAAACUACAGGAGUAAAUGGUCAAAUGGUGAUGACGUCAUAUUCACUUCAUUCACUGAGAACUGUACGGGAAUAUGUGGAGCUGCUAUGAGAAGUAAUGGAUCAUGGGAACUCCUGCCACACACUGAGACCAAAUACUUCAUGUGCUAUGAUGAAGGUGUUGACCGAGCAUCACACGACUAUAGUUUAAUCCAUCUAAACAAAACCUGGACUGCAGCUCAGCUGUACUGUAGACGGCAUCACACAGAUUUAGUCAGUAUCACAAAUGAGCAGGAAAAUGAGCGAGUAAAGAAUCAGACAAAAGACAGAGAGUUUCCUUUCUGGAUCGGCCUCCUGCAUGAUAACAUUGAAUGGGCUGAUAGAGGAAAAUCUGCUUACAGAAAUUAUUCAUCAAAACCAGGUCAGGGAAAGUUUACAAUCCUUACAGUGCUAACCAAUGACUGGCAACUAAGAGGUUCUGGUUCCUUCGCUGUUCUAUGCUACAAAAGUCUCAUUCACGUGAGUGAAGCUAAGCUGUCCUGGGAAGGCGCUGUGGAUUACUGCAAUGCUUCUGGUCUACUGCGCAUCGAGUCCAAAGACGAUCAGAUAGAAACAGAGCGAGAAUUACGAAAAGAGAAUAUUUCUGAACCGGUGUGGAUCGGACUUCGACAGAGUCGACUUUUUGGUUUCUGGAUGUGGGUGAAUGGACUUCACGUGGGACCCUGGACUAACUGGAAAGGAGGACGUCAGCCAGAACAUCAGAUCUCUCAUCACUGUGGCGUCAUGGAGAAGGUGGACGGCACAUUCAAGUGGACUGAUAAAGACUGCAGAUACAGGUUUAGAGUUGUAUGUGAGGCGAAAUAAUACAUCACUCAGUUGUCUCAAAACCUGCUAAAUUGUUCUUCUGUUUAUCUUGUGUUGAUCUAACAUUCGCACUCCAUCCCAGCAUAAUACGUCUCAUUUAUUUAUCAAAUGUCAUUCUGCUUCAGUCACACAUUCACUAUAGAUAUAUAAAUACAUUUAUUCUGUAAUGAAAGAGAGGUAACUAGAGGAUCAUGAUGAGUUACCUAAAAGUUUGUGUGUAAUUCUAACAUCAAACAUAUAGACAUAUACAUAUGUGUUGCAUUUCGUUCAUGAUUUUUAAUAGAUUAUAUGAAUUUACAUUUUCUUUACAUAUUCAUUUUUUUACUUAUUUUCAUUUUGAAAAGUGUCCUUUUUGCAGUCGUGGCCUAAUGGUUAGAGAGUCGGACUCGUGACCAGAAGGUUGCCGGUUCGAUUCACAGGGCCGGCGGGUAACGACUGAGGUGCCCUUGAGCAAGGCACCUUACCCCUACUUGCUCCCCGGGCGCUGCAGUGAUAGCUGCCCACUGCUCCGGGUGUACGUGUGUUCACCACUUGCUGUGCGUGUGUUCACUACUCUCUGGAUGGGUUAAAUGCAGAGGUCACAUUUCAGAUAUGGGUCACCAUAUCUGACUAAUAGGUCACUUUCACUUUCACUUUCACACUUUCACUUUAUCUCAGUAACAUCUGUAUCUUUUCACUGUCUUUACUUGGUAUAUACAAUAAAAAUGAUUCAUCAAACAGAUCAUUUAAAUUUAUCAUCAUUUUGUGUCCCGUAAAAAAUGUUGGGUUGUUUCAACCCAUGGUAGAGUAACAACCCAGAAUAGGUUCAUGUAAAUCCAAUGGUCGGGUUUGUUGAUAUUUUACUCACCAAUGAUCCACCAGUGAUGGAUCUGACUUUUGCAUCAUACGGUAUAACACCUAAUUUCUCCAAAUGUUUUCAAUUAAACCCAUAAAAAUACAUUCACUGGUAAGUUAUGACAU